This is a messenger RNA of Penicillium waksmanii, 744 nucleotides long. RefSeq lists its product as uncharacterized. NCBI's taxonomy places the organism in Eukaryota, Fungi, Ascomycota, Eurotiomycetes, Eurotiales, Aspergillaceae. The record is from RefSeq and is a predicted model, not a curated record. The transcript has a single exon. Bases 1 to 744 code for a protein of 247 amino acids.
AUGAGCUCGAAGGAUUUGUACCCACUCCGGAAUGUGGUCAACUCACCCAUCUACCCAGUUGCCAUCGGCGCAGAGUCCCAGGCUAAGAUUCCAAUGAAGCGGAUGUUGGCUGAGGACUUGACCGGAGAGGGCGAGAGCCACAGGAUGAAGCUGAUGUGUCUGCGCCAGGAGUCUUCGAAAUGUCUUCGCAAAUCCGAUCGUUUUGCCUCCGGCCAGAUCCCCGAAGCUUCCCCGCGCCGCCGCCGCGAGCCCAUUCCUCCCCGUCUCAACAAAGCUCAUCAAGUAAUGUUCGCCCACGACCAAUUCCCCUCCGUUGCCAACCGGCAUCCCACCACACCCAGGGUGCUUGCUAGAUCCGAGGGGUGUUUGCUUUGUGGCCUGACGUCCACGAAUAAAGGUGUUCUCAAAAGACACAUUAUAGACCAACAUUACCCUCAGUUCCAGUACACCUGUGUGGAACCCGGAUGCGGCCUGAACAAGCACCGCAAAGAUAAAAUACGAAACCACAUACGAAGUCAUCCGGCAUUAGAUCCCGAAAGCUUUGUUCGGACAGAGUUCGCUGCGCCCCCGCAAUGCACCAUCUGCUCGAAGGUCAGCAACAGCUGGGAUGCGUUUUAUACAUGUUUACUUUCGCAUCAUGAGACUGCUUCGCAACCCGAGCAAGCUGCUUUUGAAAGAAGCACAGCCAAAUAUGGCCGAGGAUCCAAGGAUAGCUCAUUAUUUAAGGCAGUCUCAGGGCUUUAG